Molecule: messenger RNA, 644 nt
Organism: Trichechus manatus latirostris (Florida manatee)
Lineage: Eukaryota; Metazoa; Chordata; Mammalia; Sirenia; Trichechidae
Gene: PAXX
Product: PAXX non-homologous end joining factor
Exons: 7
Coding region: 1-621 (206 amino acids)
Biological process (GO): double-strand break repair via nonhomologous end joining
Cellular component (GO): nucleus; site of double-strand break; nonhomologous end joining complex
Molecular function (GO): molecular adaptor activity
Source: RefSeq, a predicted model, not a curated record
AUGGUCCCGCCGCCCCUGUCGCCGUCGCUGUCGCCGCCGCUGUGCACGCUGCCGGCGGGCCCCGGGCCCCCCCGCUUCGUGUGCUACUGCGAGGAGGACGGGGACCGCGGCAGCUUCAACCUCUAUGUGACGGACGCCGCGGAGCUCUGGAGCACCUGCUUCUCGCCAGACAACCUGCCGGCCCUCAAGGCUCGUUUUGGCCUGAGUGCAGCUGAGGACAUCACGCCCCGGUUCAGGGCAGCCUGUGAGCGGCAAGGUGUGACCCUGACUCUGCAGGAGGACAUCGCAUCCCUGACGCUUUCCGGUGGGCCCUGGACCCUGACUUUUGACCUCUCAAAGGUGCCGGGCCCAGAGGCAGCCCCCAGGUUGCAGGCGCUAACACUGGGCCUGGCAGAGCGUGUGUGCAGGCUGGAGCGGCGGCUGGCAGCUGCCGAGGAGACAGCUGCCAGCCCCAAGAAGAGCCCCCCACGGCCGGGGCCUCAGCUCUUUCUACCAGACCCCGAUCCUCAGAGGGGUGGCCCUGGACCUGGGGUCAGGAGACGGUGCCCUGGGGAGUCCCUCAUCAAUCCGGGCUUCAAGAGUAAGAAACCGGCCAGUGGUGUGGACUUUGACGAUGCCUGAAGGUACAGCAAAAAGUGUGACCC